Molecule: messenger RNA, 799 nt
Organism: Dermacentor andersoni
Lineage: Eukaryota; Metazoa; Arthropoda; Arachnida; Ixodida; Ixodidae
Source: RefSeq, a predicted model, not a curated record
AAAGAGAAAUGGAAAAAUAUAUCAAGCAAUUACAACCGCGUUGGCGAGCUGCGGAAUUGUGAAGACGCGAGCGCAAGUCCAUUCUAAAAUGGAAAACCUGCGGAACAAAUACAGAUGGCACACGAAGAACCGAACGACAGGUUCCGGAGCCGUUCCAUGGAAGUUUUACUGGAAAAUUCACAAGUUCUUAGGAACAUUGCCUGCUAAUGAUGCCAGUCUUGCAGUGGAAAGCAGCUGUGGAGACCUCACAGUCUCCGAAAUUGUUCGAAGCAUGGAAACGGGGGAGCCAUGUGAGGAGCCAUGCGAGUUAUGGACAUACAACACUCCAUCAGACAGCCUGGAACCGCCAGGGAAUGACGAAAACAGCCCACCAUCAUGCAUUCUCUAUGAGGCAGUGCCAACAGCGAUGGAUGAUAGGGUUGCCCAGCAUUCCACAGACCAGACAUGCUCCGACCAGCCCACCCCCAGCCGCUGUACCCCUCCCAGAUCUGCUGCAGGCCAAAAAAAAAGAUGCAGGGACGGCGUGCUGGGGGAAGUUGUCCAGGAACAAAAGAAGUUUCGGACAAGCUGGUACGACUUGAAAAUGCAGGAGCUUGAACUCUAUAAAAAGCAGCUCAAGUUACAAGAAGAAGCAGCAAAGCGGGACACACAACUUAUUGAUGUGUUGAAGGAUUUUUUUUCCCGUUAAAAUAUUCUCUGUGUGUGUGCUUUGUUUUUUAUUUCAAUACCUCCACGGCCCGAAGGUGUUGCAGAAAAUGUUCAUUAUUAGAAGGUCAAUAAAGUUCAUAGUUAAAGCCAC